Molecule: messenger RNA, 805 nt
Organism: Perognathus longimembris pacificus (Pacific pocket mouse)
Lineage: Eukaryota; Metazoa; Chordata; Mammalia; Rodentia; Heteromyidae
Gene: Cldn20
Product: claudin 20
Biological process (GO): cell adhesion; bicellular tight junction assembly
Cellular component (GO): bicellular tight junction; plasma membrane
Molecular function (GO): structural molecule activity
Source: RefSeq, a predicted model, not a curated record
AUGGCCCCGGCGGGCGCCCAGCUCGCGGCCUUCGCGCUGGCCCUGUCGGGGGUGUCGGGCGUGCUGGCGGCCGCGCUGCUGCCCAGCUGGACGGUGCGCGCGGACGCGGGCUCGGGCCUCGUCACGGCCGUCCUCCACCGGCACGGCCUGUGGAUGGACUGCACGUGGCUGAGCACGGGCGUGUUCAGCUGCGCGCCCCGGCGCUCGGUGCUGGCUCUGCCCGCGCGCGUGCAGGCCGCCCGGGCGGCCGUGGUGCUGGCCGGCCUCCUCUCGGCCGCGGGGGCCUGCGCGGCCGCCGUGGGGAUGGAGUGCACGCGCCUCGGGGGGGACCCGGGGACCAAGCGGCGCGCCUCGGGGGCGGCGGGGCUCUGCCUGGUGGCCGCGGGGGUCCUGGGGUUAAUACCCACGGUGUGGUACGUGAAGGAGAUCGUGGCCGCCUUUCUGGACCGGACGGUUCCCGAAAGCCACAAGCACGAGCCCGGAGCUGCCGUCUACGUCGCAUUCAUCGCCGCCAUGCUGCUACUCAUCUCCGGCAGUAUUUUCUGCACUUCCUAUGUAAAGAAGAAUCCAGAACCUUGGCUCUCCCCCGCCAAGCAAGAACGUGUCUUUGACACACGGCGAGAGAAUUCGGUGAUGGACUUGAAGGAUUACGUGUAGACAGCUGGAGAAUGAGUAGGCGGCGAAGCUCCUGUGUGUGGCCAGGGCCUUAUUCUAGAUUAAAAAAUAAAUUAACCUGACUAUGCUUCUCCUUUCCUACAGACAGAGCAAAAUAAGGAAAAGCUCCGAGACAAUUUCAAAGGCUAAA